AAUAUUUAAAAAAAAUUCAGUUUUUUGAAAAAAAGUUUACUUAAAACUACCACGUUAAAAUUUAAGUGAUUAAAAUAUUAUAUUCUUAUAGCAAAUUUAACGGUCUUUAAUUUUGGUCCUAUACUUUUUUGUCGUGAGUUCAACGGUUAACGAGUUAUAAGUAAAAUAGUAGGAGGGUAGAUUUCACCCCUUUUUUGGGGGUGGAGAGAUACACACAGGGGUUAGGCGUCGGGAAUUGUAGUAUGUUAAUUGGGAAGGUACAUUUUAAGCGUGUACCAAAAUUCAGUUGGGGGCGAAUUUUUUCCGAUCUUUGUCGAUUUUUGAUCUAAUUUGACUGGACUAAAUGAAAAAAAAAUUUUAUUAAAACCCCUUGUAUGAUUUGCAUAGGCAAUAGAGUAUGCAAUGAUGCGGUUACUACAGAUUUCUAUAUAAUAGAAUUGAUUAUAAAUACUAUUCAAUGGCCGGUUACCUACCUUAUCAGAAUUGAUAUGUACUAAAUAAGAUUAGUCCGUGACGGGAGCUGACUUUACAGACUUUAAACUUCAGUUAACUGUUAAGACAAUUCAAAAUUUGAACGUAACUUAAUAAUUGAUAGUUAUUACUUAUUAUAGUAUAGACUACUAUUGUUGUACAGAGCUACAGAAGUAUUUAUCAAUAUAAAUAGUAUUAAUUAACUCCCUACAAUUUAUUAAGUUCAAAGUUCUAAUUAUUUAUUUAACACUUAUAUAUUAUGAUUUUUGUAAUUAUUAGAGUUUUAAUUAUUUAGUUUAAUGUUUGAUAACAUAUAUUUUUUUCAACAGUUUUGCUUAUAGCUAAUAUAAUUUAAAAUAAAAUUUGUGUACCAUGUUAUGUGGGAAAUAUUUUUUGUUACAUUUCUUAAGUUUAUUUUUUUUUAAAUCUACAACUGUCUAUGGAUUAAUAGAUCCAAUCACAGGAACUUUUGUUGUAGGAGCUUUUGUGACAGGAUACUUUCUAAAUAAAUCAAACUAUGUACUCCCUUAUUUUGGUGGAUGUCCUAAAACAUUUGAAAUUAAAGAUUUAGAGCAUGACAUGAAAAAAAGUUUUUUUGGGCAACAUAUUGCAUCAAAAAUUGUAGUUUCUGCUUUGGCAGGUAAUUUGCAUCGUAGCAGAAAUAACAAAAAACCAUUAGUAAUGAGUUUCCAUGGUUCCACUGGUUCUGGUAAAAAUUUUUUAUCAGAUUUAAUUGCUAAACAUAUGUUCAAUUCUGAAAAAGUAAAAGAAUUACGAUAUCAUGUUAUUCAUGGACGAUCUAAAUUUCCUUUGCAAUCAAAAAUAAAUGACUAUAAGGAAAAACUUUAUUCUGAUGUGAAAUCCGCUAUAAAAUCAUGUGCUACAAAUUUAUUUGUUUUUGAUGAAAUCCAUUAUAUACCUAUGGGUAUAUUAGACAUACUAACACCUAUUCUUGAAAAUAAUGAUGUGUCCGUGGAUUCUAGGAAUUCAAUUUUUAUAUUUUUGACUAAUACGGGUAGUGAUUCUAUUAUAAAAAAGUACUUAGAUCUCUGGGUUAACGGAGUUUCAAGAGAGUUGAUGAAAGUUCAAGAUUUUGAUACCAUUUUACUAAAAUCUGCUUUCAAUGAAGAAGGAGGGUUGAAGAAAAGUGCAAUAAUUGAUUCCCAUAUUAUUGAUCAUUAUGUUCCAUUUUUACCACUAGAAAAAGUUCAUGUGCAACAAUGUAUCGAGGCAGAGUUAAUAAAUCUAAAAAAACAUUUGGAUUCUGAAACAAAAAGUGAAAUAUUGCAGAUAAUUACAUUUGGUCCCGAGCCUCAAAAGUUAUUUUCUUCUUCUGGUUGUAAAAGGAUUAAAGCAUUGGUUACAACUGAAUUAGAAUCUAAUUUAAUUUGAAAUUUUUAAAGCACACUGUGAGUGUUCUUGUACAUAAACUUUUGGAAAAAAACCAAUCUGAAAAUAAGUAUUGAAGUAUAUAUUUUUGUAAUGUUUUAUAAUCAUAAAAAAAUUUUAAUAUAAUAAAGUAAAUUACUUUAUCUCCAAUUUGUCCUUUCCACCAUCCUUUUUGAUCCCCUUCUUUGCUCAAAAUUUUCAAUGUACAUCCUUCUUUUAAUGGUAACUGGUUUGAUUCAGUGGGAGAAAAAUUAUACUUAGCAAUGGCAAGUAUUCGACAAAAUGGCCAUUUCAGUUUGAUGUCCAACCUGCAAAAUUAAUAGUUAAAUAUAAUUAUUAUGAAUGUA
Molecule: messenger RNA, 2207 nt
Organism: Acyrthosiphon pisum (pea aphid)
Lineage: Eukaryota; Metazoa; Arthropoda; Insecta; Hemiptera; Aphididae
Product: torsin-1A
Exons: 6
Coding region: 844-1863 (339 amino acids)
Biological process (GO): cellular response to misfolded protein
Molecular function (GO): ATP hydrolysis activity; ATP binding
Source: RefSeq, a predicted model, not a curated record